Paraphaeosphaeria sporulosa is the source of this 1899-nucleotide messenger RNA. RefSeq lists its product as uncharacterized. Lineage: Eukaryota; Fungi; Ascomycota; Dothideomycetes; Pleosporales; Didymosphaeriaceae. Bases 311 to 1777 code for a protein of 488 amino acids. The transcript has 3 exons. The record is from RefSeq and is a predicted model, not a curated record.
CCUCACCAUUCUCUUCCUGCUUGUCAUUGCUCGACUCCUUCCCCUAUUCUUCCCCAAAAGCCAUUUGUACCUGCUUCCUACUCUCGUGCCUCAUCUAUCGCGCCAAUGGUGCAGCUGCAGCUGCAGCAGUGACCAAGAAGCCUAGCCAGUGUUAUCAGCCUGCUCUUUCAUCACCUCUUCUCCUUCUCAAACCUUCCCCCGCUCCUUUCAAGUCACCAUCUCUCGUUACCAACCACGCUGCAGCGACAGCACUUUCACUUUUCACUUCAUUGUGCUGCGUUCUGAGCGUCUGCGUUCCACAGCGGCGGCCAUGGCCUCCGCCAACAUUCCCCUCCAUUGCAGCAUCUGCCCCAAACGUCCAAACUUUAGCGAUGUAUCCCAUCUGCUCACCCAUAUUGCCAGCAAGGGCCACCUCUCCAACUACUACAAAGUCAAGGUUCGUUCCGGCAACGAUGAUGCGGCACGCCGUCUGGUCGAAUCUUACGACCGUUGGUAUUCCGAGUGGAACGUUGAGGAUCUGAUGUCGGAGCGGAUGACACAGAAGGACAAACGCCGCUCGCGUGCGAGACCGGUUGCUCGUCAAACGCCCACGCCGAAAAUCGAAGCUCCGAUUCCCCGCCUUGCUCGUCCUCGCACUGCCGUCGGCAAUCUGCUCGACCCUCGCUUGUCCGAGCAGCAAUUGAUCAAACUUGAGAGCGCCGUUUCGUCUACGCCGACUCCCCAACCGGGACCUGUCUUGCGGCAGCGACCGCCUCGCCUCUUCGGUGCUCAUAUGCAGUAUUGGACAGGCACUGAUUCACGUGCUAGCUCCCGUAGCUAUACGAACGACUACGACACCUCCAGCGAAUACUCGGACCCUAGCGAGCGCCGUCGGUACCAGAGCGUAACCCGUGAGGACUCGUGCGCCAUUGAAGACGACCCUACCGACGCAGGCUCAGCGGACCCCAUGGCGGUUAGCGAGAGCACCAAGCUCAAGGGUGUCCUCUGGCCCGGCAUGGCCAUCUUCGACUCGGCCACACCUGAAAUGCGUCGCAAGCGCAAUCAAAAGAAAGAUAGCUCUGUCGUCGAACAACUAGAGAUCAAUUCCCAAGAAGUAGAGCCUACUGAGCUCAUCUUCACCCCCACAGGCUCCUUCAAGCGCCAGCGAAGGAUUUCAAGCUCUGUAUACGAUGAUGAAGAGGAUGAGAUGGUCAAAGUGGAGAGCCCGACCCCCUCAUUGGCGCGACCGGCCCUCGCUGACCUGGACGUCAACGCGUCCCGACGGCAGCGGCCCGUUACUCGCGCCCAACCUUUCUACGCCGCUUGCAGCAGCUACGAGGACGAACACAGUCAAUCCGACCGCGCGAACAGCUACGGAGACCGUGCUCCCAAACGGAAACGGAGGUUUGAAGUCUUCCAAGACAAUGAGGUAUCAUUCGGCCAGCCCGCUCCAUUCCAGACUCUCACUGCUGGGUUCCAACACCAGGUGUCACCAACACCGGCUCCCACCGUACCUCUGUUCAAAAACUUCAAUCAAAAUCCAUUCCAGUUCGAACCCAGGAUUGAGAACAAAGAGAACAUGCCCCCUAUGCUCCACCAUGGAUCAGCAUACGAGCAUCACCACGCUCAUCAACCUGCCGCCUUCCACUACCAGGCCUUCACUUACGGGCUUGCCCCAGAGCAUCCCGCUAUUCAGUACCAAAAUCAGCUUUACAUGCCGAUGCAUGGCUAUCACCCAAGCCAGGAUGACGACGACAGUCGCACGAUUACGGCUCCUCCGUCUCCAUCCACAGCCUAGCCCACCCCGCCGUCCUGCGGCGGCCUUUAGAGCCACCCUCAUCAUCAUGCCACGAAAGGCGGCAUCCUCGUGGUUUCGAAUUGGUACGUUGAUAUUGUUCCAAGCACCCAACUGUCGACUCU